AUGCCUCCGCCAGCGCCUUCCCGCCUCCUGGCCGUCCUCUCCGCCCGCCCCCCUCCGCCGCUCCGCCGCCUCCUUCAGCUCCACGCGCACCUCCUCACCGCCGNCCUUCUCUCCUCCCCGUCCCCACUCCCCCUCUCCUCCAGCCUCGUCGUGGCAUUCGCCCACUCCGACGACCCGCGGCACGCCCCCCGCCCGCUCCUCCACGCGCUCGCCCUCCUCGCCUCCCUGCCCUCCCCGCCCGACUCCGCGCGCCCCUACAACGCCGCGCUCCGCGCCCUCUCUCUCUGCGCGCACCGCGGCCUCGUCCCACGGUGCCUCCCGCUCUACCGCUCGCUCCUCCUGUCCGCCCGCCCGGACCACCUCACCUUCCCCUUCCUGCUUAAGGCGUGCGCGUGCCUGCAGGAGCGGGGCUACGGGGACGCUGUCCUAGGGCAUGUAUUCAGGCUCGGGUUCCACGCGGACGUCUUCGUGGCGAACGCCGCGGUGCACUUCCUGGCGGUGCGCGCGUCCAUGGCGGAGGCACGCAGGCUGUUCGAUCAGAUGCCUGUGAGGGAUCUGGUGUCGUGGAACACGCUGAUUGGCGGCUAUGUGCGAAGGGGCCUACCUGGGGAGGCCUUGGAGGUGUUCUGGAGGAUGGCCGAGGAUGGGACGCUGGCGCCUGACGAGGUGACGAUGAUUGGGGUCGUGUCAGGGUGCGGGCAGCUGCGGGAUCUGGAGCUUGGGAAGAGGUUCCAUGGGUAUGUGGAGAGCAAUGGAGUGAGGUGCACUGUGAGGCUGAUGAAUGUGCUAAUGGAUAUGUAUGUCAAAUGCGGCGAUUUGGAGCGGGCCAAGUCCGUGUUCGAGAGGAUUGAUGGCAAAACGGUUGUUUCGUGGACAACCAUGAUUGUUGCGUAUACAAAGUUCGGGCUGAUGGACGAUGCGAGGAGGGUGUUUGAUGAGAUGCCUGAAAGGGACGCAUUCCCGUGGAAUGCGCUGAUGGCCGGUUAUGUGCAGUGUAAGCAGGGCAAGGAGGCUCUUGGAUUGUUUCAUGAGAUGCAGGAAGCAAAGGUGAGGCCUGAUGAGAUUACCAUGGUCAAUAUUUUAUCGGCUUGCUCGCAGCUUGGAGCUCUAGAAAUGGGUAUGUGGGUUCACCAUUACAUCGACCGACACCGGCUUUCACUUAGUGUCACACUAGGCACAAAUCUAGUUGACAUGUAUGCAAAGUGUGGGAACAUCGAGAAGGCCAUCCAUGUUUUCAAAGAUUUACCGGAGAAAAAUGCGCUCACGUGGACAGCAAUGUUAUGCGGCCUGGCAAAUCAUGGACGUGCUGAUGAGGCAAUACAGUACUUCCGUAGAAUGAUAGAGCUUGGAUUGCAGCCUGAUGAGAUUACAUUCAUAGGGGUUCUGUCUGCAUGUUGUCAUGCUGGCCUGGUUAAAGAAGGCCGUGAAUUUUUUUCCCUACUGGUCUCAAAAUAUCACCUUGAGAGGAAAAUGAAACAUUAUUCAUGUAUGAUAGACUUGCUAGGCAGAGCAGGUCAUUUAGAUGAAGCAGAGCAUCUAGUAAACACCAUGCCAAUGGAGCCUGAUGCAGUAGUGUGGGGUGCUCUCUUCUUUGCUUGUAGACUGCAUGGUAAUAUUACUCUGGGUGAAAGGGCAGCAAUGAAAUUAGUAGAGCUUGACCCGAGCGACAGUGGAAUAUAUGUGCUACUGGCUAACAUGUAUGUAGAGGCAGGAAUGAAGAAGAAGGCUGAUAAAGUGAGGGUGAUGAUGAGGCACUUGGGAGUGGAAAAAGUUCCUGGAUGUAGUUGCAUCGAGCUAAAUGGGGUGGUUCAUGAAUUUAUCGUGAAGGACAAGUCACAUACAGACAGUGAUGCUAUCUAUGACUGCUUGCAUGAUAUCACACAACAAAUAAGGCACACUGCAAACAUGAUUGACAUUUGUGCAACUGGCUGA
Messenger RNA from Triticum turgidum subsp. durum (durum wheat), 1932 nucleotides. The record is from the annotation of a GenBank genome assembly. NCBI's taxonomy places the organism in Eukaryota, Viridiplantae, Streptophyta, Magnoliopsida, Poales, Poaceae.